Nematostella vectensis (starlet sea anemone) is the source of this 1685-nucleotide messenger RNA. RefSeq names its product fasciculation and elongation protein zeta-1. Gene Ontology annotation, cellular component: axon; cytoplasm. The transcript is spliced from 7 exons. Bases 362 to 1513 code for a protein of 383 amino acids. The record is from RefSeq and is a predicted model, not a curated record. Lineage: Eukaryota; Metazoa; Cnidaria; Anthozoa; Actiniaria; Edwardsiidae.
GUACAGCCAUUUAUACGUUACCCAUGAACCACUGCGGCUAACGAUACAUUGAUUCGCGGGUGCACUCUUACUUGAAGUAGGUGUAUGAGGCGCAUCCUGUUUCCAGAGUUACCCCUUCACAAAGGUCUGUGAGGGCACAGCUAUUAUCAUUGAAAAAUGAAUAUUUUAUUGUCCCUGGGUGGUGACCCCGUCAUACAUACGAAAUGUGGAUGAUAAUCUUGCUCACACAUGUACCCUACUGGCGCAGAGCUUUCUGUGUUCGCGGGAUGUCGGUUGAUAAUCCCGCUUACUGUGCGGUCUUCCUGUGUAAUUCCAGUGCCAUUCUCACACGGCCAGAGUUGUCGCCCGGCGCGGACCCAUCAUGGCUGCCGGGGAAAGUCCUCUCGAAAAUGGAAGGCAACAUGGGGAGGACGACAGCGACUGGUCUGAUUUCGCUUCUGAUUGUUCUGCCACGAUCCCUGCCCUAUCCCCUAUCCAACAAGCAGAGAAAAAGCCUUUUCCUAGGAGAGACUCGGAAGCAUUCACGACUGUUUGCAAGACGACUAGGACUUGUUUUCCUGAUGAUUUUUUAUCCAGCAGGAGUUGGUUUGUAGGUGAAGAAGAGAGCGGAAGCAAAUGCGAUCGUAGAGGAAACAAGAUGUUCUUAGACGAAAGCUUGAGCACGUUACGACGACCAAGCCAGUUUCUUUUCCUUCAAUCUACUUGGAGGGGUUCAGCGACAGAAAGGCUGCUUCUAAAAUCACUGAACAUCAAAACUCCUAAAGAGGAAAAGCAAUCCAAAGCAGAUACUUCACCUUCUGCUCCUGUUCAAAGGUUCACUGAUCAUUUUGACUUUCAUCUUAUGACAAACAGAAACAUUGAAUUUCUAUCUUCAUCAAAACCAAGAAAAUGGAACUCUAUAAACUCAAAUACUGGCCCAAUUGCGCCAGAAAACCAACAUACUUUAGGGGACUUUGUCAAAAGCAGGGAAACUCCUACAACAAGUUCGACUUUAGAAUCACAGCCUAAUAUGAAUACAGAAGUCUGGUCUGACUCUGAUAAUAAUGACACAGAUGAGAUAUUUCUAUUAUUUGGACAACAGCUAACAGAAAAACCAACAAGUUUUGAUGAAACUCAAGCUGCAGCAGGUCUGCAUCAUUUGAGUUAUGAGGAACUACUGGAUUUAAGGGAUGAAAUGGCUGCCUAUGUCAAAGAAUAUUCAGAUGUUUUAGUUGAUGAACUAAUGGUAAAAGAUGAGCAACUCAGAGAACAAGAAAUAAAGAAUCUAUUUAUAUCGUCAUUGCUGGCUCUUCAGUCUAGACUAAGAGAGGUGCAGUCAAGUCAAGGAAGGAAGAAGACUGGACCAGCAGCACUCAAGUAUCUUACCACUGUUAUCCCAUAUGAUGAGCAAGCUGGGGGCCUACAAACAGGGGAUCUUGAGAAAAUCGUUGAAAUUAUGGAUGCAAUGGCUGAAGACAGUCCCAUGGUGCCAUCUCUACUAACAGACUACAUUUUAACAGUUUUAUGCCCAUAAAGAAGAAUCUGUGAAUCUAAUAUGUGGAAGUGCGGACUUCUCUCGUAUGGACAAGUAAAGUGCAUACCACUAUUACAAGAAUGCAUCUGUGAACUAUCUUAUUAAUAAGGCUGCUUACAAUAUGCACCUAACGGAUUUUGAUCUACUGUAGGUUAUAAUAGAUGGAUGACAA